AUGUCCUCGAAGUGGCAGCUCUUCAUAGCCACGGAUAUUGACAUGGCGGAAUUUUCUGCGGCGGGUGGCACCGUUCCGUCAUGGAUCUUGAAUCAGGCCAACCCGAAUUGCGACACGUGCGUCGAGUCGCUCACUCGCGCGCACUGGCGAUUGCAGGAGAAGACGGAAAUGAGGAGGAAGUACGAGAACCUAGAAGCGCAUAAUACCCGGAUUGAGUUCAGCUAUGUGAACCACGUGUCUCUGUCUGAGCGCACGAUUGAGCGCCUCGAGAAAGCCUUGAAGGAAACCCUUGAGGCGAAGAAAGCGGAGCUGGAAAAGUCUACAGCGCUUGAGAAGCAGCACACAGACCUGGCAAAGAAAGUCGAAGAGGCUCAGGCCAGGGUCCAUGAGAUAGUCGCGAAGAGCCGGGAAGAGUUCGAAAAAGAGAAAAGGAGCUUACUUGCACAGCUCUCUGACAAAAUUAACGAGCUGAAAAGCGAGAAAGAACAUAAAGGGCUCCUCUUGAUGAAGGCCAUGGAACAGAACGCCGAAAUUGAGAAGGUUCGCGAGGAGAAGGCUCAACUCGAACGAACCAUGUCGCACCUCCAUGAAGAGAUAGAGAAUAAGCUUUGUGCUGAGGUCAAGGCCAAGGAUCAGAAGAUCGAGUGGCUAAAGCAGAUCUUCAAAGAGCGCGAAGAGCAACAUGAACAUGAACGUAGGCAGGCCACAAAGGCCAGAAGUGACCUCAUCAACAGGUUUCAGGCCCCAACGCCAUCAAGAGUUGCGUCGCCUCUUCAGACGUCGAACAGGGACACUGGUUCAGUUUCAGCACGGAAUUCUUUAAAACAAACUCCACAGGUCCAACAGCAGGCUUCUCAGAACGAUUGUGGUAGAAAUAUCGAGAAUUCGAUCACCGCUUCGCAGAAUGGCCUACCUGCCUCCCGUCGCAACAGCAUCUCCACCAACAUACCCCAACUUCCCUCCGCUACAACACCACUGCAGACCGGCCGAAGAUACAAGAACGUUCUCACAAUGACAACUCCAUCUAAUGGCCACCAGAAUGAGGCUGAACAAAAUACAACGCCAGGUUUGGGACAUAACAGGAGUCAACAUAGUGCUUCUGCAUCAAUCUCUACUCCCAGUACUCUGCAAACCGUGAAUUUGCAGUUGGCUACUGGAUUCAACACUCCACAAGAUAAUGCGAAUCAGCACCAGCAGAUGCUCCAGCAGUGGCUCGUGGGCAAUUCUCUCAAGGAGGCUCAAGUCCGUUUCGCGUCUGGUCAGGCAACUGACCUGGAUCUUGUACUACUAAGCGAUGACCCAGGCUUACGAUCAUCGGCGAUGCAGGAGCACUUCAACGCUACGAUGAGUAGCAUCCAAGGAAUUGCUAUUCAGAGGGAGAUUCGCGAAUCCAUGCGACGUUUCCAGGCUCAAAAGCAGCAAAAUGCAGUGAAGAUGGACUUCACGACGCAAUCCCAAUAUUCCCCUAUAAUGUCAAGCCCUGUCUGCAGUGAGGAUCUACUUCCCAGCUUUAAUCAUCAUGGAAUUGUGUCAACGGGAACCCUACAGAAUGACAGCCUUCAAAAUGGUGCCACUUCUGUCAUGCAGAGUCAGACACAAACGCAGGCGCUUCCUCCUCGACGCUCGCCACGACUUCAGAAGUCUCACCUAGCAUAUGCGUCACUCGACAGGCAAAAUGCAGUUCGCAUGCCAAACCCGACGCAUCGAACACCAAAGCUCUUAAUCCAAACGGAGGCUCUCCACGGUACGGACGCAAUUCGACGUACCACAAAUACAAACGUAUCAACACCAGGUUUGCCGCAUAAGCCAGGUCCCAACGAUGAGUGGAACUCGCCAGUGAUUCCUAUGAAUCAGUUCCAAGGAACUAUGCCCACGUUCCAGCCGCCAAAUCCAAACACGUUGCUCCAGCAGUCGGUCAAUUCUGGCUCUAAGCAUAUCGAUAAUAGUCUCGAGACCUUGGGAGAGUCAAGCCGCUUCAUGAACAACGAGAAUGGCUUAUCUCAGUCGAACGGCCAGGGGUCUCAACAGAGUGGUGACCGCCGUCCGCAGACUGUGAUUGCUGGGGGGUGUUACCUUCCUCAUAUCGAACAGCAUACGACCCAAGUGCAUCCAUCCUCCCAAAACCUGGCGCCCACUCGACCCUUAUCCCGCGCCGCAUCUUUAUCUCCUUCGCGGUCUCCAUAUCGAGCUAACGUACGAGCCGGGACCCGAAUUAGUCAACCAAAAGACAUCCCCGACGGCGGACACCGUGGUGUGGUCUGCAAAAAUUGUCACCACGAAUGGUGGAAUACGUGGUGCGACGAGGAGAAGAAUGACACUUGCUACAACUACUGGAAGAACGGGGUCGACUGCGAGCGUCCUCACUGUCCAGGUUUCAAAAAUUGCAAGAACCCAAAUUGCAAGAACCCCAGGUGCAAGGCGGCUCAUGAACGCGACGGCUUUGUGAAUACGUUCGAGAUAGAAAACAAGAGAGCAAUGAAGCGGAAGAACAAGAUGACUGACGAUCACGAUGAGCCACCACGAAAGAAGAUGAAAGACCAAGGUGGCGAUCUGGAAUGGGAGGCGGGAGGCGUUCGCGAACCAAGCGGAGAUCAUUAA
This is a messenger RNA of Paraphaeosphaeria sporulosa, 2598 nucleotides long. RefSeq lists its product as uncharacterized. NCBI's taxonomy places the organism in Eukaryota, Fungi, Ascomycota, Dothideomycetes, Pleosporales, Didymosphaeriaceae. The coding region runs from base 1 to 2598 and encodes 865 amino acids. The transcript is spliced from 4 exons. The record is from RefSeq and is a predicted model, not a curated record.